AUGGAUACACACACUCUCGGAGCGCCAGAAAUUGAAUUGCAAUCAGCAAUACAGGAGAGAAAUCAAGAUAGCAGGCUUUCACAAGACACCGUGUUAUCAAACAAAACAUCCAGUUCGAAUUCAACAUCAGUAGCGUUGGAUACAAUUCCGAACACAGAGGCAGUCAACGAGGCUGGAAAUAUAAAGAAUAUAGAAGGAAAAGAACAGAAGAAGCAAUCGUCGUUUCAGGUGUUCGUCAGAAUCCGUCCAUUGGAUGAUACAGCCCCAGAUACGAUUACAACACGGCUCAGAAGUUUAACAGUUGAAAAUGAUAACCAACUACAAUUAUGUACAAGACCAAGUAAAGCAAAAGAAAGUAAUGGUACGAAGCACCUCUUCACCUUUGCUCAUGUGUUUCCAGAGAGCACUCCACAAAGAGAAGUUUUCGAAGUAUCGGCUCAAUCGCUUGUCAAUGCUGUUUUAACGGGUCACCGAGCAUGUGUUGUUUCGUAUGGAAUACCAAACACAGGAAAAAGUUACACAUUGUAUGGCAAAGCAACAAGUGGAAAACAUAGAGGAAUUAUCAUGCGAACGAUGGAAUCCAUGUUGAACAUUGUGAACAAUGACACAGCUGAAAACACCUCUUAUGACAUCACAACAUCAUUUCUCCAAUUGUACAACGAGAAAUUCUAUGAUCUCCUGGACCCAUCGAAAUCAGAUGGACUCAAGAUUCAAGAGAAUGGAGAUAUGACAUCGAUUGAAGGAUCUACUCAAAUAACAAUCAAAACAGCUGAUGACGUCAGCAAGCAGUUAAGAAGAAGUCCAAACAGAAUGAGAGAUGCUGGGAGUCGAAGUCAUACCAUAUUCACUGUAAGAAUAAGAAAAGAAGAAAUGAUGACAGCGGGAGAUAACGAUGAUGCAGCGGAAGAAAGUGUCAAAGUAACUGAAGGAGAAAUGAGAUUCGUUGACUUGGUCGGAGUUGAAAGGUCUGUGAAGCAUGCUACGUACGAGUCACCGGCAGUUGGAAGUGCGGAAGCAAAAACAGUUAAAUCGCUACAGCUAUUCGCGAAUUUAGUCGUAUCACUUGCAAACGAUAAAAAUGCAGUAGUUGGAUACAGAGACUCGAAGUUAACAAGAUUAUUGCGCAACGCCCUUGGUGGAGACUGCACAACGAGAAUGAUUGUGACAACUUCGCCGUGUCCUAAUCUAGCUCACGAAACGCUCAGUUGUCUGCAAUUUGCUCAGAAAGCGUGUCAAGUCAUCAAUCACCCGUUACCAAGAGUCGAUAUUGUAAACAGGAGAAAGAAAACUGAUACACCGGAAUCACCAGAUCCCAAAAAUGAAGAAAAACUUGAACAAAAUAAAAAACUAUCCCAUCUAUCAUCAACACCAAGUUCGUCACCUUGCAAUAAACUUCCUCCGAUUCACACAAGUCCCGACGAACGUCGACUGAGCGUGAGUGCGGAAGGUUUAAUUCAAACUACACAGGAGGAAACGUUCAAGACAAAUUCAUCGAGGCCGGGUAGCGCGACAUCUUCUGACAUUUACAAACAUCGGGAACAUGGUUCGCCCCUGAGCAGAUCCACUACUCCUUCUUCUGGAUUAUUUUCAUCUCCUUCGCCAUCUAACGACAGAAAAAAUUUGACACCGGAUGGCCUACUUUAUAUGCAAGUAAAGUCACCUGAAGCAGGGAACAAAGUACUGUCUCUACCUGUUUUGAGUUCGUCUGGAACUGGACAAAUAAUCACACAUCAGACUGGACAGAAUACUAAAUCUAACGAGCGUCUUGCAUCAAAGACGUCCCCGGGUGAAGUGAAUAGCAGACGUGCGAGUCGACGACAGAAACCACACGAGAAACUAGCUAAGAAACUUUCGGGUGGAACCCCGCAAACCGACUUUGCAUCUACAAUACAACCAGCUGCAGAACAUAUAAUCAACGGAGAAAUUGGAUGUGUGAAUGUGCAGUCAAAAACGGCAAACCGUAAGGUUUCAUUGACAACUUCCAAAGAACCAGAAGUUGCCAUGGUACAAGUGCUGGGUCAAAUGGCUCCUGAAAGAGAAAAAUCUUGUUGCAUGGUUUGCAAAAGUCGAGAAGAAAAGAUCAAAGCAGAUUACGACAGAAUGAUUCUGUUCUCUAAAAAAGACAGAGAUGACAAGCACGCAAAAAUAGAAGAAUUGCAUCAAGAAAUUAAAAAGUUAAAAAAUGAAACAGCUUCUAUGAAUACAAUAAGAGCGCUGGAGGAAGAGAGGUCACAAGAUAAAAUUGCAAAAGAAAUUCAAGGCAAGGAGAUUGUUCGUCUUGAAAGUCUCGUCGAAACAUUGAAAUUGAAACUGUUGGGAAUGGUAAACAGCAGCGAAGUUACAACAUUGCAAGAUUUGAGAAGAAAAGAUCAUCAAACUAUUGAUAAAUUGAAAAGCGAAAUUGAUACAAUCAAGCUCCAAAUGAAAGAAGAAUCAGAGAAACACAAGAGAGAAAUUAUAAAUAAAAACGAAACAAUUAAAAGGGUGGAACGAGAAAUGAAUCAACUUCGAAAAGAAGUAACAGAUAAAGAAAAAGCGUUGCUGGAGGUCAAAAAACAACACGAAGAAAGGGUAGUUGUUGCAUCAGUAGAAUUGCAGAAAAUACAGGCUCGACAUGAAUCAAUUAUUAAUGAAUUUACUUUAAAACUUGCCAACUCUGCAAAGGAAAUAACUAAAUUGAAAGAGUCGGAAACUAAGACGUUUAAACAAAGACAAGAUGAACGAGAUAACUUGGAGCGUGAACUUGCACUCGCGAAACAAAACGCAUCACACGCACAAGCAGAAUUGAAAAUUGCACAAGGAAAAAUAAUUUCACUCGAAAGAGAACAAAGAAUGACAAAAUCUUCAGGAUUCAACCCAAUGACAAGUUCAAGGCAUUCCCUGAGAAGAAAUAUGGAUUUCAGAGACACAGGAACAGCCAUGUCAAAUUCCCCGGAUUUAGAAAGAGAUGGAGCAUGUGUAAGUUGCGGACGACAGUUGAAUCGUCAAGACUUUUCGACCGAUAUCAACAGAGAUGAAGAAUUACGUAUAUUGCUGCUGCAAGAUGCAAGGAAUAGAGAAGUUCUGAUUCAAUUAAAACGAGAGAGAAAUCUUUUAUGCGACGUUAUGAAGAUAAUGUAUUGUCGUCAGUGGUUUUUAGACGAAGCAGAGCCACAUGUGAAACGAACUUUAAGAAGAGUUGGCAUCGAUACCAGAUCUCUCGGCACUUUGAGGAAAAAAUCUGACGUGAGAGAGAUUCAGUAG
Messenger RNA from Styela clava, 3243 nucleotides. The record is from RefSeq and is a predicted model, not a curated record. NCBI's taxonomy places the organism in Eukaryota, Metazoa, Chordata, Ascidiacea, Stolidobranchia, Styelidae.